This is a messenger RNA of Blepharisma stoltei, 1173 nucleotides long. The record is from the annotation of a GenBank genome assembly. Lineage: Eukaryota; Ciliophora; Heterotrichea; Heterotrichida; Blepharismidae.
AUGGCAGAAUCAGAACAAGCUUCUCUUCGUCAAGUAGGGAAAGGAGCAAUUGGCAGAGUUUUUAAAGGAAGCAUUGCUGAUGCGUUCAACCGAAUUUCGCAACCAUCAAUACCGACUCCGAAUGAUAAGUAUUUGAGCCCGAAGUCAAGCGUAGAAGCUUUUGGGGCUUGCGCUGAGAGAUUUGCUAGGGAUGUCUCAAAAAGUCCUGGCCCAGGGGAUUAUACAAUGACUCAAUCAGAAAGUCCGUCAAUGAGCAAAAAAGGCUACGGAGGGUUAGUGAAUCGAACAGCAAGGUUUAAGAAGUUCCAAUAUAACACGCUUGCCCCUGGGCCAGGGUUUUAUUCAGUUCAAGCUGCGGCAAAUAAAAUAUUAUUUUAAACUGUUUUCAACAGAAUCGAUUUAUUUUUGAAUUAAUUCUUUAUAAAAAAUAAAUUAAAUUUCAUAUAAUUUUUAAGAAAAUUUAUAGAGAAAAUUUUAAUAUAUUUUUUUUUUAAAACAAUUCGAGUACUUAAAUCAGUUCAAGCUCAAAAUAGCGAGAAAUCUAUAAGUUCAAUUUUUAUUACACCGAAAAAUGCUUCACUUAUUAGCAAAACAGAAUCUCCUGGGGUUGGGCAAUAUGACCCAGUCUAUCACGAUACAAUUUUGAAGAGUGGCUUUACGUCAGUGUUUAAAAGCAAAGCGAAAAGAAUGGAAAUCAGCAACUCUGAGUCUCCCCCUCCUUGAAAAUAUAAUACAGACAGUUUUGUGGAACAAAAAGAUCAGACCAAAAACUCCGCUGCAUUUUGCCAGCCAGUCAAUGCAAAGCGUUAUCCUAUUAAUUUAUAUGAUCCUCAUGGCAGAAUUACAGAUAGUGUAUCUCCUGGUCCUGGCGAAUAUGAAAUCAGCAGAGAAAAGUCAAAAGAUAAGGGGUCUUUUAUGUUUAUCCAAGGAGGAAAUGAUAGAUUCGGGAAGCCAAUUCACAGUAGAAAGCACGAAAUAAUAGUGCCUGGCCCAGGUUCUUAUGAGCCUUCUGAAAGUGUUCAUAAAUUUCCAGCAUCAAAUGCAGUGUUUAGAGAUGAAAGCGAAAGAAAGUUUUUUGAUUUAAAGCGAACACCAGGGCCAGCAUUUUACAGCCCAAAUCUUGUGCCAGCCAAAAAAUCAUUCCAUAUGAAUUUUUCAACAACUUGGGUAUAG